This is a messenger RNA of Pieris rapae (cabbage white), 2672 nucleotides long. Its product is annotated as proton-coupled folate transporter. The transcript has 7 exons. Bases 82 to 1638 code for a protein of 518 amino acids. Gene Ontology annotation, cellular component: membrane. The record is from RefSeq and is a predicted model, not a curated record. Gene Ontology annotation, biological process: transmembrane transport. NCBI's taxonomy places the organism in Eukaryota, Metazoa, Arthropoda, Insecta, Lepidoptera, Pieridae. Gene Ontology annotation, molecular function: transmembrane transporter activity.
UUAAUCUUCAUUACUUGUCUAGAUGAUAGACAGAACACACCAAGAAAUGUGACAUUGCGAAAGGAUUUAACAGUUCUGAUAAUGGGGAAACCAGAUUUAAUAAUGCUUGAUGGGAAACCUGAAGAAAAAGAAAACGAAGAGACACCGUUAAAUAACACACAAAAUGUUGUACCUAAAAGAACACUAUUAGAAAAAUUUAAAGUCAUGAAGGAUAAUAUCACUGUAGAACCAAUAAUGGCAUGUUACAUUAUGCCUAGUGUUCUAGCAUCUAUUGCAACGCAGAAUUUGAAUUUGGAAAAAGCAUGUUUGGUUAACUUAAACUACAGCACAGAAAUCUGCGAAGCCUUAAAAGCUAGGAAGACAGAGAACUACGAGUAUUAUGAAAAGGAGGUGCAGACACUGAUCGCUAGUAUACAAGCUUGGAAGAAUAUUAUCCAAACAGCGUUUCCAGUUCUCAUCAUACUAUUCGUUGGAGCGUGGAGUGAUAAAACUGGUAAACGAAAAGCGUGUAUCCUUAUGCCAAUCUUUGGCGAGUUUUUAACCUGUAUCGGUUUUAUUAUAAACACAUAUUUCUUCUACGAACUUCCGGCUGAGGUGGCUGCACUUACUGAGUCAAUAUUUCCGGCGUUAACUGGUGGAUGGUACACGAAUUUUAUUGGUGUAUUUAGUUACAUUUGUGAUAUAACAACGGUUGAAGAAAGAACUUAUAGAGUGGGUAUUGUGAACCUUUGCAUGUCUUUAGGGUAUCCUAUCGGGAGUGCCUUAAGUGGAAUUCUUUUGAAGGAAAUUGGCUAUUAUGGUAUAUUUUCUAUAUCGGGAUCACUUUAUGUAUUCAGUUUACUGUAUGGCAUAUUUUAUCUAGAGGAUCCUAAGCCAAAAAAGGUUGAUAAAAAAUACAGUGGAGUGGUUGGUUUCAUUGUGGAGUUUUUCGACUUCGGCUUAGUAACUGAAACGUUUAAAGUGGCUUUUAAAAAAGGAACAGGAAACAGAAGGCUACAUGUUUGCCUAUUGCUGUUCGUGGUUUUUGUUGUUUUUGGACCAUUGCAGGGUGAAUAUACGAUCAUGUAUUUAUUCAUGAGAUUAAGGUUUAAUUGGGAUGAAAUGAAGUUCAGUAUUUGGUCAACAUACAGCAUUGUUACGAAUUUAAUUGGCACCGCCUUUUCAAUGAGUCUUUUUAGUAGCUACUUGAAGAUACACGAUACUAUAUUGGGAGCCAUUUCAUGUAUGAGUAAGAUCGUCGCCUCCUUUGCGUAUGGAUUUGCGAGGAAUGAUCUAGAAAUAUAUUUAGCACCACUGCUGGAAAUAUUAAACGGGACUUCCUUUAUUGCAAUGCGAUCAAUUGCAACGAAACUAGUUGACGGCGAGGAAUUUGGCAAGGUGAACUCCUUAUUUGGUCUGGCUGAGGCUAUGACACCAUUACUGUAUGGCCCACUAUACUCCCAAGUCUACAUUGCCACACUUCAUGUCUUACCUGGAGCGGUAUUCCUUCUCGGUGGAUUCCUUACAUUACCAGCUAUUGCCAUAUUUGGUUGGCUUUAUUAUGAACACAGAAAAGGUGAAAGAAGAAAACAUAUGGAAAAGGCACUUGACGUAGAAGAUAAUCGACAUAAGACUGGCGAUAGUGAUAAUCUAAAAUAAUUUAAUUUUCAUAUAAUAUUACCGUAUUUUAAUUGUUGCAUAAUAACGACGUCUCGUAUUACUUUAUUACUAUAAAUCACAUAUCAUAUAUAAUUGCUAUUUUAAUCAAAUUCUAAAUAGCGAGCGAUAGUAGUAAGUUAGUAGUAAUAGAAAACCUGCUUAGUCUUACAAUGUCGGGAAGAGAAAAAUACAAUGUGUUUUCACUUUAUUAUUAAUUACUAGGCAUUUCAUUCAUUUAGAUAUAUACAUGUAUUCCAUAAGAUGCAUCAUUAUUAAGUUAUUCUAUGUAAAUUAAACCUUUGUUAUUAUAUUGGUUAAUUUUAAAUUACUUGUAAUUGAUAAAAAAUAUUCUACAAAUUAUUCGGUAGGUACUUUAAAUCCAAGCAUUGUUUAUUAACAAUAAAACAAUUGUAAAAUACUCAUUUAGAACUUAGACUUAGUUUAAAAUUGUAUAAUUUCAUGCAAAUAUACUAAAAACUCAAUGUCUUUAAGAGACUACAGAUAUUUUCAUUUUAAGGUCUCGUAGUCGAGACUGGCAAAGCCAAGCGAGUUCUACAAGUAUUAUAGAAUUAGAAUCACAUCUUUACUAUGUUACAGUUUAAAACACAAUAUAUGUAAAUAUUGAGGAUUAAAAAAAGUGUUGAUAAAAUUUUCUUUAUAAAACUGAUUAUUCCAGAACGAUUUUAAUAUAAUUUUGACUGUUUUAACUAGUAACUGCGUACAGUAUACGAAACUCCAUGUAAUAUUCAAACAAGUAACUUUAAUUCAUAUUGAAUUUUUAAAUUAAAUUAUAUUAUAUAUAGUAUUAUAUUACUUCCUUCCGUUCAACUAUAAAUUUAGUUUGAGUUAGCGGGUAAACUCAGUUCUCUCAUUAAGGACUUAAUAAAUAAUUAUCUACAUACUAGUUAAUAAGGUUUUUAUGUAUAUUUAAGGAUUAUUUACUAUAUAUAGUUACAUAAAACUGAGAGUAGCUUAUAUCAAAUAAAGCAAGCAAGCCGUGAUUUUGGAUGAAAUAAAUGUUCAUUAAAACAUAA